CUCGGUCGAUCAUGCGAAGCAAAUCUGCUUUGUUGCUUUGUUUUGUUCACAUGUGAAACAAAAAGCAAUGCAAUGUUUGAUGAAUACUGAAUUCCACGCGACUCUUCGUGCAGGAAUUAUAAUGGACAUGAGUAACACGCAAUCUAUGGAUCAAACACGCUGCUAGACAUCCUGCGGCUUAACGCGUCACAACUAAAGUGGCUCGUCAAAAGAAGUUAUGUGGUUUGGCCUCUUGGCUUGGCAGUCGGCAGCUCUUCUAAAUGAUUGUCCUGGUUGGCUGCCUUUAUUCGUGUCUCUUAAGAAAGAAACAAGUAAUUUAGGUCAAAGCCUUUGUUUGAUCAGGUGAUAAACUGCAGUCGAAAAAGAUGGCAUUCGCUAUGUGAACUGCAUGGGUGGCGCUCCCGUUGCGCUAAUUUUCGCAAGUUAGACGAUUACUUUUCAUGACUCUUACAUGACCAAUAUAUGAGAACUGAUUUGUUUGCCCACAUACUGUUGUACAUAUAUAAAUUAUACUCUGUGGUAACUUUGCUAAGAGAAGUGCAAUGAAGUAAACUUUCAUAGCAGGUAUUCAACACUUAGGAACUUGUUACUGAGCCGCAAGGAGCGAGCUGCAACCAGUUAUAGCUCAAUAACAUUCCUUUCAGAAACAACAUGAUUGAAGAAGUUGUUGCCCACAUUUUCACAGGAUUUGUAAAUGUUGUAGCUGGUCUUCACCUGUCCGCAGUGCAUAAACCUUCAAUAUUAGACAUUGCAAAGUACUUGAUUAUUUUUUUUGUGGUCCCCUCGAUUGCUGUGGUUGCUUAUGAUCAGUUCUUUCCUAUAUUUAAAGGAGUUAACCUAUAUCUGGUAUUUGUUAUUUCCACACCAGUACUUCUCGUCACCCCUGUCUUGGCAUUUGCUUUAUUUCGCUUUUUCGGUGGCCACUGGUUGCUUAAUUGGCACCUGAGGAAGACUUCACGAUAUCUAGAUUUGUGUAACUUGCCUAACGAGUACAAAACAUUGUUGCUGCCCAGAGAUACAGCAAAAUGGCAUUACCAGCUUGCUGGGAGCUCAGCUGAUCAUGGGUUUGGAUUUUUUCCUCUGCUGAGUUCAAACUCAGGGAUAUUUCCAUGGUCAAAACCACAGAUGAUUCAAGAUGUUGAUGUGAAUAUAUUUUAUAAGCCAUUGUGUGUUAGAAUUGACCAUUUGAUACCUACAUCACCUGGAUAUUGCAAGGUGGUUGUCAAUGGCUUCACUCAAGAUGCAUUUUUGCAUGACUGCAUUGUCAAGUGUGGAUCACAGUCUUUGCUUUCUGGAAGGUUAGUUUCACAAAAAAUAGGAGAAGAGUUUGCCACAGCAGAUGUGGAAUACAACUACCCUGCAGUAACAUUUAAAGCAGUUUUGGAUGGCCCUCGGGGAAAGUUUACAUUUCAUAGCGAUAUUGUCUUUGGAAUCAAAAUAAUCGACUCUGCAGAUGUAGCUUAUGAUUGGUUCGUGCGAGUGCAAGAUAUAUUUCCAUAUCAACUUCUCGACAUUAUCAGGGCUACGGGAUGCUACUUAGUUCACAAGCAUUGUUUAUCACAUCAUAUCUCGCAUGAUUUUGAUUGGAGAAUUACAUUUGCUGAAGCCGAGUCAAAGCUUUUUGAGUAUCAUUCUGACAAGACAGCACUGAAAUUGUGUUACGUUGUCAUCAAAUUUGCAAUCAAGCAGUUCAGUCAAGUAAAGAAGAGAAGUUAUCUAGCCCUAAAAUCCUACCAUUUAAAGACUGUUGUCUUGUGGAUUGCUGAGCAAAGUGGAAAGCUUCCUUUUGAUGUGUAUACAAUUGACAACAACAGCACACUAGGGGCACUGUUGUCACAUAUCAUAUCAACAUACAGGCAACAUCUACAUGAAGGAUAUUUACAACACUAUUUUAUAAGGGGUGUAAACAUUUUGGAGCCCUAUGGUGUUGAAGAAUGCACAGCAGCUAUGCACUUGUUAGAUGAGUUUAAUAGGAAGCCACUGGCUACUGUGUCUAAUUUUGAUAAUGCUAAUAUGAACCGCUGGAAAUUUGAGCAGUUUGUCAUUGUUAGUCAGCUUGUUGUGGUGGCAUGCUUGUGUUUCAGCUGUUAUUUUUCAGUAGUUGGUGAACUAUUUGUGCAGCAAAUCUAUGUAGUGUGUGCUGUAUUUGGUUUGAUAAUGAUUGUAAAAAUACUUCUAGAUUGAUGCAUUGCUGUCUAGUUAUCAGGGUUUCCUGGUAUUAUUUUUAUAAUAUAAUGCCAUUUGCUCUUAUUGACACAUCUGAUUUCAUGAUCUAACUGACAUUUUUAAAACGUAUCUCACAAGAAAUUUUCACAGUUGCCUUGGAAAGUGAGAGAAUUGAACUAAAGUCCAUAUUAAGGUGGCUGGUAACAGUUUCCAGAUUUUUCCAGUAGUUAUACUUUGAUGGCUCAGUACUACCACAUUUUAUCAACUGAUGUUGUAAUAUUAGGUAUCACAUUAACGACCAAUCAUUGUUAAACAAUUGUGGUCACCUUUAUGGUAUAUUAGGUUACCAUAGUAAUGAUACAGCUUGUUAAAAAUUCCAGCUUUUUAAAAGUGCUGCCUUAUAACUCAAAAA
Messenger RNA from Orbicella faveolata, 2578 nucleotides. RefSeq names its product cyclic GMP-AMP synthase-like receptor 1. Lineage: Eukaryota; Metazoa; Cnidaria; Anthozoa; Scleractinia; Merulinidae. The record is from RefSeq and is a predicted model, not a curated record.